This is a messenger RNA of Cyanistes caeruleus (blue tit), 1196 nucleotides long. It is a transcript of the gene SKA1, whose product is annotated as spindle and kinetochore associated complex subunit 1. NCBI's taxonomy places the organism in Eukaryota, Metazoa, Chordata, Aves, Passeriformes, Paridae. Gene Ontology annotation, biological process: regulation of microtubule polymerization or depolymerization; chromosome segregation; mitotic cell cycle. Gene Ontology annotation, cellular component: outer kinetochore; mitotic spindle; spindle microtubule. The record is from RefSeq and is a predicted model, not a curated record. Gene Ontology annotation, molecular function: microtubule binding.
CCCUCCUCCGCCGGCUGAGGUUCCUCCUCCUCCCCGCGGCUGGGAGAGUGGGACCGGGACGAAGCCCGGGAAGCGGCGGCGCUGCGCCAGGUAAAACUUGAGGAGAAACGGGCGCUUGGCGCCGGCCGCAGCGGGGAACCUCCGUCCCCUCAGGGAAUCCCGACCCGCCUCGGAGUGUCCUGGUUCCCCGCAGUGUGAUGAUGAAGGAUAUGGGAUCCUCAGGCCUGGAAGACUUAUGCUCCCACAUCAAUGAGAAGAUUUCAAAUAUUAAGAAGUGUAUCCUAUUGAGAGACAUAGGUGAACAUGAAUCCUGCAAGUCUGUGCUCUGUAGAAUACAGCAUGAGGUGGUCCUUGUACAUGAUCUCCUGAAUACAAUGGAGGCUGAAGUUAAACAGCAAGAAAAACUGAAAGAUUUGCUGAAAGAGAUCCAGAAGGCUGCCGAGAAAGAUCAAAAGGAAGCACAGCACCUUCUUGAACACAUUCCACCCUAUCUGCCUAAACCAGCCCAGAACUGCAUCACUGUGAAACAUGAAGGACAAACAAAGGCUGUUGAACCCAAAUCUACACAGAAACACUCAAAAGAGACAAAAGUCAUUAAAGAAGCAGCAUUAAUAACCGCAGAGGAGUUUGAAAGUGUUCCUGUGUAUAUGAAAGGCCGUAUAACAUAUGAUCAGGUUAAUGCAGUUGUUCAACAGAUGAACAAGGCCGUGGUGGAAAAGUACAAGAUCUUGUAUCAGCCUCUGAAGUCUAUGAGUGCACCAGCCAGAAGUCUCUACCACAGGUUUAUAGAAGAAGAAACUAAUGAUACAAAAGGAGCAUUUUUUAUUGUGGAGGCUGAUAUCAAGGAGUUCACUCGGCUGAAAUUGGAUAAGCGCUUCCACAGCAUCCUCAACAUCCUGAGGCACUGCCAGAGAGUGAGAGAGCUGCGCAGCUCGAGGCUCGUCCGCUACAUCAUCUGCUAAGGAGCUCCCCACGUCUGCCUGCCCAGGAGAGAGACCUGUGCUCCUGUCCCCAGACAGCAGCGCUGAGGGACAGGGAGUGGUUUCGGGCACCUACCCUAAAUUAGGAGUUGCAUUUGAGUUUUGUUCUGUCAAGUGUGGAGGGGAACUACCAACCCGAACCAGAAAGGCAACUGGGCACAGGUGGUUAAUCACAUUCUCUCGUCAGCUCAUGAAAGUAAAGUUCUCUGCACGUUA